AAAUAAUAAAAAAAUGAAAAAAUAAAAAAAAAAUUAAAAAUUUCAUAAGGCUAUAGCUAUACCUUUUUUGAGUAAUUUUGAAAAAAAAUAAACUUAAAGUCAAUGAACAGGUGCUGCGUAGGGAUCUGGUGCUCUAGGCACUUCUGGAGGAUCUGCCGUAGAGUAAAGAUUUGAUCGGUGGUCGAUGUGCCACCAACAAAUCCAACUUGAUAGCUUCCGACGAAAUCUGUGGCAAGGGUGCAGAAGAGUAUUCGGGACAGGAUCUUAUAAGCAGUAUUCAGGACUAGUUCCACAGCUUCCACUCGCCCGGUAGUUCUUCCUGGUCCCAUAUCCUUAAGAUCAUCCGAUGCAUAAUGGCGGCCUGCCUCUCCGGGCCCAUCUUGAACAGCUCGACCACCAGACCAUCGCUGUCAGCUGACUUGUUGCAGCUGUUUGAACCAUAAACCAUCAUAUCAUUUAGGAUUCAGUGAACUUUCGGGAAAAAAUAAUAAAUUAAGGUAGACGAAAGGUAUUACCACAAAAUUUUAUGUAUUAAAGGAGUAUUAUUGCAUACGGAUUACAAAAAACGCCCGAAUUUAUGUGAAACACCUAACAUUCGGUUUGCAUUCAACUUGUGUGCCAUCCGAUCCUCUACAGUUUGUCCGAAUUUUUUUUCCAUCAGCACAAUGUGCGACGGAUCGAAAGAGAGAAAAUCGUUGAAAUUCUCUCAGUUUAUAAAACUGGAGAGCGCCGGCUGAUCGUGUUCGGAGGAUCUAUCGUAGGAAAGAAUGAGAGUGGAAAGAAAAGUUAUAUAUUUUCUCGUUCUCGCAGCCGCACGCUUCGCGCGCAACAUAGCACUAUGGGAUGGACGAAUGUUCCACGAUCGCUGAUCGCCCGGUACACGGCAGUGGGAGAGUUAAUGCGCUUGUUAUUUCGAAUCGGACAGUGCACGGUCUAGUGGAGUGUAUGCUAGUCGAUCCCAAGCUGUCCCGCAACUCGUAACAGUUAAGCAGCUGUCCCAACAGUUGUUAUCUUAAUAGCUUAAUAGCUGGUAGUGUGUAACGUCCGAUUAAUACCGGUAGCGAAGGUAGCUGUAACCCUCCAUCUAGGUAGUGUACCGUAAUUGUGCGUUCGGACAAGAGUCCGGUCCUACAGUCCGGUAGGUUCCCGAAAAACCUGAAUUUCUGCUUUACCCUCUUCCGCCCGAGAGUGAGUGAGUGUUGACCGCUAAGUGCUUAUGUGUUAACACUAGUAUAUCCACAGUAAACCCAGGGAAGGCCUCGGCACGAAGGUGUAGUGUUGUGAAAUCCUUUCACUUCCUUAUUGCGGCGGUGGCGCUCGCAACCUACCUACCAUUACAUGGCCAAACCAGAGCGCUGGUGUGAUUAUUAGAAAAGUCCACCAGAUAAGGGUGUCAAUUUGGAGAUUCCAGCUCCAACAAUUUGGUGCGACUGUGUGUGUGUGUGCGUGUGUGUGUGUUUUUUCACGUUGCCGUACUAGUGAUUUACACCAAAAAACCCGAGCCUAGCCGACAUCUUACCUCUCAGCAUGAGGAAAUGGAAGCAUCCGGGUGCGGGCACGGAUGGUGGUCGAAAUAAUACCGCACAGCAACCAACCAUUGUACAGCACAGCAAACAACCGAACGUGGUGACCGGUGGCGCCACCUGGCGCAAUGCGGCCAUACUGCUAACCAUCGCCAUUACGAUCAACCUCACCUGUACCGGAGUCAGCAGUCAAGUUUGUGGUCCCCCGGCAGUACCAGCGAAUGCCAAGGUGCAUACAGAAAAGGCGAACGACGGUAGUGGAGGGCUGAAGUCAGCCCGCUAUGAUUGCGAUGCCGGCUACGAACUGUUCGGUCCGGACACAAUCCGCUGCGACCCAACGAAAGGAUGGGACCGUGAGCUGCCAUUCUGCGGCACGAAUGUAGCGUACCGCAAACCGGUGAACCAAUCGUCUGCGACCCGCUCCGGUCCGGCCGGGUUUGCCAACGAUGGCAAACCGGGCAACCAGAACCCGGAUGGCCAAGAGUGUUCCGAAACACAGAAGGAAGUAUCACCCUGGUGGAGGGUGGAUCUGCUCACCCCGGAAGCGGUUCGUGUCGUGCGCCUUACUACGCGUGGUUGCUGCGGGCAUCAACCGCUGCAGGAUCUGGAGAUACGCGUCGGCAACAGUAGUAGCGACCUACAGCGAAAUCCACUGUGCGCCUGGUAUCCGGGCACGGUGGACGAGGGUACGACCAAGUCGUUCACCUGCGCUCGGCCACUGAUCGGACAGUACGUGACGGUGCAGCUGGUCGGCGUCGAGAGCAGUCUCAGUCUGUGCGAGGUGGAGGUAUUCUCCAACGAUGAGUUCUCGUCGGACAGAUGCGCUGCGCCGAACUUAAGCGUCGAAACCGUGCUGACGACGUUCGCCAAGACGUGCUACGAGUUUCACAUUACGCGGGGCGAAAGCUUCGAGAAGGCGCGGGCUGUCUGCAAAUCGCACGGUGGCGAUCUGAUUCAUGACUUCCGCGGUGUUACCACCGACUACAUCAUCUCGGAGCUGGAACGUCGCAAAACCGACCUUCGGACGCAACUCGUGUGGAUCGGUGCACAAAAAGAACCAGGCAUUACGUCACGCACCUGGAAGUGGGUUAAUGGUGAUACAGUGCUGAAGCCAACUUGGGGCAAGGAUCAGCCAAACAACUAUAACGGAGAACAGAACUGUGUUGUGCUGGAUGGUGGCCGUAACUGGCUGUGGAAUGAUGUUGGCUGUAAUCUCGAUUAUCUCAACUACAUCUGCCAGCAUAAUCCCUUGUCGUGCGGCUCACCAGAAGCGCUGGUCAACACAACCAUCGUUGGUAGAAACUAUUCCGUCGGGGCAAACAUCACGUACCAGUGUCCUAUCGGACAUUCGUUAAUUGGGAUCGAAAAACGAACCUGCCAACAGAACGGCAUAUGGAGUGGUGUACCUCCGGCUUGUAAAUAUGUAGAUUGUGGUCCACUGCCAGAGAUCGAACAUGGAGGAAUAAUUCUCUCAGAACAGCGCACCAGUUUCGGUGUGCUAGCGUCGUACACCUGCCAUGAGAACUAUACUUUAAUUGGUAACGAAAACCGCACUUGCCAGGCGAACGGAUGGUCCGGCACACAGCCCAAAUGUCUGAUAGAUUGGUGUCCAGAACCGCCACCAAUACAGGGUGGCAAGAUAAAGGUGUCGGGACGGCGUGCCGGUUCCACUGCCUUGUACACCUGUGAUUAUGGUUUCGUGUUAAUCGGCGAACCAGUACUGUCGUGUGGACUCGGUGGUAACUGGACAGGAAAGAUACCUGUCUGCAGGUACGUCGACUGUGGUAUGCCGGCACGUCCCGAUCGUGGUAAUAUGCUGUUACUGAACGAUUCCACCACCGUUGGUUCCGUGGUGCGAUACUUCUGCGACGAUGACUAUUGGUUGGUUGGACCGCAGGAAUUAUACUGCACCAAGGAUGGCAAGUGGUCCGGCAGUGCACCAGCGUGCGAAUUGAUCACUUGUGAGACGCCACAUGUACCUCCUGGGUCAUAUGUGAUUGGAUACGACUAUAACAUUCAUUCUUCGAUCCAAUACCAUUGCGAUCCCGGACAUAUCCUUCGGGGUGAAGAUACGCUGACCUGUCUAGAGUCAGGUCAGUGGAGUGGCGAUGCGCCAGACUGUGAGUAUGUCGACUGUGGGCCAUUAACACCAAUUCCGUUCGGAUCUCACCGCUAUCUGCAAAACACAACGUUCCUUGGUUCGGAAGUUGUCUACUCCUGUGCUAACUCACACCGGCUAGCGGGUGUGAAUCGAAGAAUUUGCAUGAAUACUGGACUUUGGAGCGAGACGGCACCACGCUGUGAGGAGAUCCGGUGUACAGAGCCUACACUAACGCCGCACAGCUUCGUCAGCGUUACCGGAAACGAUCGGAUGUAUGGACGAACGCUUAUUCGCACCUCGGACGCAACUGUUAACGGUGCCCAGACGUUCCGGGUCGGAGCCCUGGCGAAGUAUCGCUGCGAGCGUGGAUAUAAGAUUGUUGGCGAGGCACUCAUCACAUGCGAGGAGAACGGACUGUGGAGUGGUGAGAUACCGGAGUGUGUUUAUGUCGACUGUGAAACGCCUCUCAAUAUUACCAACGGAAAGGUUACGUUGGCAACGAAUGCGACCUACUACGGGGCGGCUGCUUUGUAUGAGUGUGAGGGUAACUUUAAGCUGGACGGUGUUUCGAGACGUCUGUGUCUGGAAGACGGUACCUGGAGCCAUGAGACGCCCCAGUGCGUAGAGAUCACGUGCACGGAAAUGAACGUUACGGACGCACUGCUCGUAAACUACGGCAACCGAAAGGUUGGUGUGCAGGCGGAAUUUAGUUGCAGCAAGGGUCGAUAUAUGGUUGGGAACGGUACAAGAACGUGUCUCUCAACAGGACAUUGGUCGGGAAGGAAUCCUGUGUGCAAAUUAAUUGACUGUGGACGUCCAGCGGAUAUAGAAAAUGGACGCGUGAUCGUGGUGAACGAAUCGACGGUCUACGGUGGUUCAGCAGAGUAUCACUGUGUGCCACAUUACAAUCGGAUUGGUCCCUACUUGCGCAAGUGUAUGGAUGACGGCAAGUGGAGUGGUGAAGAACCAAGAUGCGAACUAAUUGUAAACGACGCACAGGAGACGAAUAGUCUUGGUACAGGCAUCGCCAUUGGUGCCGCCAUCAUUGUCAUUUUGCUCAUCCUAAUCGGCGUUCUGUUUUUGCAUCGCAAUAAAGCACGGCCGGUUAAGAAUACGGAGAACGUGCAGGCGGCCGAACACAAGGAGGACCAGAAUGCGGCCGUCAUGUCCUACUCGAGUUUAGAAAAUGGUCGACAUAAUUUCGAUCUCACCAACCGGGGCGGGCUAGUCACGUUUAAUACAUUCCACCAGUCCGGGGCGGGACAUCAUCCGCCGCCACCCAGUCAGCUGACGCACAGCAACCACAACAACAAUCAUCUUAGCAGUAGCAACAACAACACUAGCUCGCGCAGCGGCAGCGAGAACAUUUACGACCAAAUACCGAGCGAACAGUUUUACGACGCACCGUACGAGAUGCGUACAAACGAGGAGGUGUACGAACCGGAACCGACCAGCCGUGGUAACAUCAUCACCAUCAACGGCGUAAGUGUCCGGUGAGCGCGGCCGUAAAUCAACCGGUGGUGGCCUCUUCAGAGGCAUUAGGUCCUCUCAGUUCCUUGAGCGCGAGUAACGCAAUCCGGCCCUGCUGCAUCUGGAUUCGUGAGUCGGUUCUGGCCGAGCGGUAGCAAAGAAUGGAAGACGAGAAUGAAAGAAAGUGUGACUGCGAAUGAUUGUUUGGCUAAAAAAAAAAGAUGUAUGUGAAGGUGAGUGUGUGCGUAUUGCGGCAAAAGGCAAUGCAAUAACUUUAAAAAAUCACGUGAAAUGAACUUAACGUUACAUCGCAUAGUUAUUGAAAACGUCCAUACGAUUAUAACGCAACAAUUAAACUGGCGUUCGGAACGUUCUUGAAAGCUAAAAUAUUAAUGUGUUACAAAGCGCAAUACAAAGAUUAAAAAAAUGGAUUGAAAAUCGUAACAAUCCAGCGGAUAGGAUGUUAGAUAGAAAAAAAUAAUGAAAUGGAACAAUUUACGAAAAAAAAAACAAUAAGAAUACUAUUGCACAAACGCGACGAAAUUGAACGCGUUGUAGAAUAUCGUAGGUUGAACACAUAAGGGUAGGUGCAUAAGAAGGCGCACAAUGUACAUAGAAAUUUCCAUUUUCUUUACCUUCCCUUCCCCUUUCGAAUGUCUCACUAGGCGGAGCGCAAAUUAUUGAGUAAAUUAAAGAAAUGACUUUAUAACCAUAGGCAGAGCUAUUAGGCAGGAAGUCAAUCGAUGAGACUCGUAGUUUUUUCGUGUGAUUCAAUGAUACGCACGCAUAUCCUUACGUAUACUGCUUGCACCAAUAUUGAAUACUAUGUUUGUUUGAUACUUUUUUUUGUAAAUAAUGAGAAAAGCUUUUCAACACUAAAACAAACCAUAUCAAGUGUAUCAACAAAAAAAAAUGUUCUGAACCAAGGAAGAUGAAUAUGAUUAUGUUUUUAACUA
Messenger RNA from Anopheles funestus (African malaria mosquito), 6050 nucleotides. It is a transcript of the gene fw, whose product is annotated as sushi, von Willebrand factor type A, EGF and pentraxin domain-containing protein 1. The record is from RefSeq and is a predicted model, not a curated record. The coding region runs from base 1528 to 5121 and encodes 1197 amino acids. The transcript is spliced from 11 exons. Lineage: Eukaryota; Metazoa; Arthropoda; Insecta; Diptera; Culicidae.